AUGGCUGUCAGAGAUGGCAUCCUUUUCGCAUUUCUCCUGGUGCGGGCAUGGAGCGAGACGUUCUCUGUCGCUCCAGUGAGGACGUCGGAGUGGUGCAUGCGAGGCUAUGCCAUAUGCACGUACACACUCUCCUGCCCAGCUGAUUACGAACUCGAGUGCCAGAGUCUCGGAUGCGAGGCAAGCGAGAAGGUCUGCACGGACAUAGGUGCCCACUUCAGGCCUGCAGAGUGGAACGGUCACUGUGAGGAUUGGCCUGGAGAUGUUGACACGAGAUACGAAUGCUGUGAGUGCGUGGGUUCAGAGCCGGUGCCAGAAAUCACUGCGCCGACGACAUCUGGCAGCGUUUGCCAAGAAAGUGACGCAGACUGCCCAUCCUCUCUCAACUCCAAUUGUUGCAAGGACGAGCUGAGCUGUCCGGAGGGCUAUGAGCUCUCCAGUGCCGUGCCGCUGUGUGGAGUAACCCACUGCGACCAACUGGGCCCGGCGUAUGCUGCAAGUGAAAUCAUCUACAGGUCGGACCUUUGCCGGCGACAGUAUCUAGAUGUCUAUCCGGAAGAUCGGACGCUCUGCAAAACCUGUGAAAAGAUGGCUCCUGGAGGUGCAUCGACCCAGGAGCCCUCCAGCACAUCCACACCUGCGCCGACUGCUGCUGUCUGGGAGCAUGUCGGUGAUCCUGGGAAGUCCGCCUGUCGUGGUAUGAACAGCAACGACAACAAUGACACUUACUACGAAGUGCAUGAUGGCGUCACAGAGUUGGAGGCAUGCCAGUCGAAGUGUGUGGAACAGCUCCCGAGUUUCAAAGGCAUCGAGUUCAGCUAUGGGCGCUGCGAGAUCUGGACACGGCCCCACGGGAUUUUUGCUUGGGCCGAGUUGAACAUUAGCGAGUUUACCUGCAUGCGCUUCGGCUGGCCGACGCAACGCUUGCUACCAGUGGAUGGUGGAUUUGGGCGAGCCUGUCGAGGAGAUUUUCCGACCGAGAACAGCCAGAGCUUUUACGACGUGGUCGUGGCUGAGACCUUAGAGGAAUGCAAGGCCGCUUGUUCUGCAGCGCUGGUCUGCUACGGGAUCGAAUUCAGUUUGGGCCGAUGCGAGAUCUGGAAACGUCAUGUCGGUGCGAGUAUUGCGCUGGCGAACUUCACCUGUCUGGCGUAUCAGGAGCAUGGCCACGGCUCGAUGGAGGCCGUCGACCAGCCCAGCAUUGUUCUUCCUUGA
Molecule: messenger RNA, 1212 nt
Organism: Symbiodinium necroappetens
Lineage: Eukaryota; Dinophyceae; Suessiales; Symbiodiniaceae
Source: the annotation of a GenBank genome assembly